ACUUGGAUGGGUGAAAUGCAGAGCACAAAUUCCAAGUAUGGGACACCAUACUUGGCCACACAUCAUGUCACUUUCACUUAUUGCAAUAUUUUAUGUAAUGCUGUGUUAUUGCUCAGCUAAUUCAACCUUCACACUCUGCUCUUAUUGAUGGAAUGUAAAAUCAAUGAAGACUGGCCACCAGGCCAUGCAUAUAUAGGUUUGAAACUUCCAACCCAGACAGCAACAAAGUGUGGCCCAGAUCAGGCCCACAUGUGGAUUACACGCGGACCAGAUGUGGGCCGGAUGCUGUCAGGGUUAUAUUGGCCAGUGUUUCAGUUUCAUUGUCCAACCCCUGUAUAUCACUGUUUCCACAAAAAUAUUAAGUAGCACAACUGUUUUCAACAUCGAUAAUAAUAAAUGUUUCUUGAGCACCAAAUUGCCAUAUUAGAAUGAUUUCUGAAAGAUCCUGUGACACUGAGAACUGGAGUAACAGCUGCUGAUAAUUCAGAAUAAAUUACAUUUAAAAAAUAUUAAAACAGUUAUUUUAAAUUUCACACAAUAUUACUGUUUUUACUGUAUUUUUGAUCAAAUAAAUUCAAAUAGUGUAAGAGACUUCCUUCAGGUAUACAUCUUUGGGUAGGAGAUACAUUGUAAUGCUGCAAGUAAUACAAACUAAUGUCUUGUAUUUUCUUUAUGCCUUUUCUUUGUAGACCUAUUGCAAAAAUCAAAUCUGAAAGGUAAGCAGUAUAAACCAUAUUAAUCCUGAGUAAAAUGAAACUAAUGUGGUACCUGCUGGUUGAUUAUCCGACCAACAGUGGCGCAAGUCAAUCCGCUGUGUGGCGCACGGGGGCGCGCUGCGCGCUGCAGAUGUGUCGCAGAUUUAAAAAGUCACUGUACUCAUCUAGUACAAGGAAAUGGAGCAGUGCAAAGCAUAAAAUACUGAAUUGUAAACAAGGCAGGCGGAAGAGAGGGAACGUGUGCAGCCAUUCUAACUGUGCAUGGGAUUUCUAUUUCAGUUAUUUUAACGCCAAGAAGGAAAAACACAGAGACGUUGACAGCUACUUCAUUAUUUUUUUAGAGGAAUAACUUAACCAAUGGAACUGUCGGCAAUCGGUGAGCAAGUGUUCGCUGUGGAAUCAAUUAUAAAGAAAAGAGUUAGGAAGGGUCAUGUAGAGUAUUUAUUGAAGUGGAAGGGCUGGCCUCCAAAGUACAGCACAUGGGAGCCAGAGGAACACAUCCUAGACCCUCGACUGGUUUUAGCCUAUGAGGAAAAAGAACAGAGAGACAGGUCAGUGGGGUGGCGCAAAAGAGGGCCGAAACCGAAAAGACUCAUCGUGCAGAGGAACAUUUACGCAAUGGAUCUACGCAGCACACACAAAGAUACAGAGAAGUCUUCAGCGCAUCUGCCGCUUUCUUUGACCCGGUCGCUUGACCCAAGGUUCCAGUCCUCAGGGACCUGUAUAUAUCGACGAUUAACCCACCAUAAGAAAAAGAAGAAAACAUCCAGAGAGACUUCUGAGGAAGAAUGGGAUAGAAGGGAAGAAGAAGAUGAUCAUGUUGAUGAUGAUGAUGAUGAUGAUGAGGGGGUUAUGGAGGAGGAGGAAGAGGAGGACACAAGACCAGGAGGAACUAAAACUGGCAGCAAUAGUUUAAACAAGCUUGUCAGGAGGGGAGCCUGGAGUCCAACCACUGAAUCAGAGGCAAUGACAAUCUCUCCUAUAUCUGAGGACUGGAGUCCAGUUAUGGGCCCAGAGGAGGUAACUGUGACAGAUAUCACCAUCAACUCACUGACUGUGACUUUUAGAGAGGCCUUCGUAGCAAGAGGGUUCUUCAGGAGCUGGGAGCUGGAGAUCUGACAUUACAGAGACUGAGUAUGUUGUGAGCGAGGGGGAAAGAGAAUCGGUACAUCCUCUUUUUUUUCCUUUUUUGCUUUGAUUAUGCGCUUGCACAUUUUCCACCAUUGUUUCAGACUACAUUUGCACUAUUAGUUCUAAUCAAGUUAAAACCUUUCAAAAUGUUGUUUCAGGAUUGUGAUUGCAAUCAAUCACAGUAACAAUGAUUAAAUUCGUUACAGUACUGAUAGUAUUAUGAAGUUGUAUUGGCCAUUAAACAAAUCAAGCUAGUUUCUCUGAUACUGAUUUUGCCAUGUUUUGUAGUUUACAGAUUUAACUAGCCGAGUUAAGCUUAAUUUGGUCUGGUCAUGUACUUGCAUAAUGCUAGUACAGUGUGAUUAGCACAAUUAAAAAUUCUGAAAAGCCAAGCUGUAACAAAUAUGUCUAUACAUUUACACAUUAGAUAUAUGUAUACAUGAUAUGCUUGGUAAACAUAUUAUUCUAUUGACUUUUAAUUUAAAUUGCACACCUCAUAUGCAGUUAACUAGAAUUAGUGGCCUCCCUAUACUUAAAAAUACAACUAUGGAAAAGCAUUUCAACACUUUGUGUGCCAUCUUUGAGACUUAAUAAACAAAAA
Messenger RNA from Megalobrama amblycephala (Wuchang bream), 2448 nucleotides. RefSeq names its product chromobox protein homolog 7-like. NCBI's taxonomy places the organism in Eukaryota, Metazoa, Chordata, Actinopteri, Cypriniformes, Xenocyprididae. The coding region runs from base 1074 to 1835 and encodes 253 amino acids. The record is from RefSeq and is a predicted model, not a curated record. The transcript is spliced from 6 exons. Gene Ontology annotation, biological process: negative regulation of transcription by RNA polymerase II. Gene Ontology annotation, cellular component: PRC1 complex.